Molecule: messenger RNA, 1420 nt
Organism: Phalaenopsis equestris
Lineage: Eukaryota; Viridiplantae; Streptophyta; Magnoliopsida; Asparagales; Orchidaceae
Product: E3 ubiquitin-protein ligase SINAT2-like
Exons: 4
Coding region: 424-1335 (303 amino acids)
Biological process (GO): ubiquitin-dependent protein catabolic process; multicellular organism development
Cellular component (GO): cytoplasm
Molecular function (GO): zinc ion binding; ubiquitin protein ligase activity; protein binding
Source: RefSeq, a predicted model, not a curated record
CUUAGGCUUCCUGGCCACUGUUAGGUUAGAUUAGAUUAGAAGCCGCGAUGCCGGCCUUGUCUUGUUGAAGCCAAACAAACUCUAGAAAUUUCAAGACACUGUUUCUGCGAUUUGUUCUCUUUGGCAGUGGACUUUUAAAGUGGAUACUCUCUGCUUUUCCAGUCUUUGCUGUUGUCGUCAGCUCGAAGAGUCGUAGAAGACUAGAAGUUCCAUCCGGCGAGACUUGUAAUUUAUAGAUUUAUUGAUGCCUGAUUAAGGUAUUGCGGCAAGUUUUGCAGCUUGUUUCUGCGGGAAUAUCUGGUUCAAGGAUCAAAACUCUCUUUUGGCGAUGCAGGAUAAAAGAUUGGCCUCAACUUUUUAAUUUUGAAUAGGAAUUAAAAUUGAUUCCAUGUAAGGAUUUUUACUAAAAAUUACAAGUUUUUUAUGGCUCGAGGACGCGACAUUAGCGUGGAAUUUCCUGAUACUGAAGACAUGGAUUGUGAUGCAUCAACAACUGUAGAUUUUGAUAGUUCCCACUCAUCCAUGCCUCCUGUAACUCCGAGCACGAAAGUUGGUUUAUCUUCAACCAGUGGUGUUCAUGAGCUACUUGAAUGUCCUGUCUGUACAAAUUCAAUGUACCCUCCUAUUCACCAGUGCCCAAAUGGCCACACACUGUGCUCAAAAUGCAAGUCCACGGUACAGAAUCGCUGUCCAAUCUGCCGCCAUGAACUCGGUAAUAUUAGAUGCUUGGUGCUCGAGAAAGUAGCCGAGUCUCUCGAACUCCCUUGCCGAUACUCGAACGUUGGGUGCUUUGAAAUUUUCCCAUACUACAGCAAAUUGAAACAUGAGCAAUUAUGCAAAUAUCGGCCCUACAAUUGCCCAUAUGCCGGAUCUGAAUGUUUGGUCUCAGGAGAUAUUCCCACACUCGUCGCUCAUCUCAGGGAUGAUCAUAAAGUGGACAUGCAUGAUGGUUGCACUUUCAAUCAUCGUUAUGUCAAAUCUAACCCCCACGAGGUUGAGAAUGCAACAUGGAUGUUAACUGUUUUCAAUUGUUUUGGGAAACACUUUUGUCUCCACUUCGAAGCCUUCCUGAUUGGGAAGGCGCCCGUCUACAUGGCGUUUCUGAGGUUUAUGGGUGAGGACAGUGAAGCUAAGAACUUCCUCUACAGCUUAGAAGUCGCCGGCAAUUGCCGAAAGCUCGUAUGGCAAGGUCCACCCCGGAGCAUUAGAGACGAUCACCGGAAGGUUCGAGAUAACCACGACGGCCUAAUCAUCCAACGCAAUGUCGCGCUCUUCUUGUCUGGCGGCCGGCAGGAGCUGAAGCUGAGAGUCACCGGCCGGAUUUGGAGAGAAUAAUGAAGGUGAUGUUUUAGAUCUUCUGUUAGGUUUUAGGGGAACAAAAGUAUGGGGUUGGGAAGGAUCUCAUAGCAGUUAGUGCAAU